Molecule: messenger RNA, 710 nt
Organism: Odocoileus virginianus texanus
Lineage: Eukaryota; Metazoa; Chordata; Mammalia; Artiodactyla; Cervidae
Source: RefSeq, a predicted model, not a curated record
CUACUGCAACAGCACAACUCCGAGCUGCCUCUCCGCUGCAGCCAGCUGGAAAUCAGCGUCAUGAAGUGGAUGGUGCUGGCCUUGGUCUCCCUCCAGGCCUUGGAGGCAGUGGCAUUGGUCAAAAUCCCCUUGAAGAAAUUUAAGUCCAUCCGUGAGACCAUGAAGGAGAAGGGCCUCCUGGAGGACUUCCUGAGGACCUACAAGUAUGACCCGGCCCAGAAGUAUCACUUUGGUGACUUCAGCGUGGCCACCGAGCCCAUGGACUACAUGGACGCUGCUUACUUUGGCGAGAUCAGCAUUGGGACGCCACCACAGAACUUCCUGGUCCUUUUUGAUACCGGCUCCUCCAACCUGUGGGUGCCCUCUGUCUACUGCCAGAGCCAGGCCUGCACCAGUCACACCCGCUUCAACCCCAGCCUGUCCUCCACCUACUCCACCAAUGAGCAGACCUUCUCCCUGCAGUAUGGCAGCGGCAGCCUCACUAGCAUCUUAGGCUAUGAUACCCUGACGGUCCAAGGCAUCCAGGUCCCCAACCAGGAGUUUGGCCUGAGUAAGACCGAGCCGGGCACCAGUUUCCUCUAUGCGAAGUUCGAUGGCAUCAUGGGCAUGGCCUACCCCUCCCUGUCCGUGGAUGGGGCCACCACCGUCCUCCAGGGCAUGGUGCAGGAGGGUGCCCUCACCAGCCCGAUCUUCAGCUUCUACCUCAGCAG